Mesorhabditis spiculigera is the source of this 3276-nucleotide messenger RNA. NCBI's taxonomy places the organism in Eukaryota, Metazoa, Nematoda, Chromadorea, Rhabditida, Rhabditidae. The record is from the annotation of a GenBank genome assembly.
AUGUCCGAGAUUGAUCUGGGAGAUCGUCGCGGCCUGAUCGCUCUCGCAUACGGGACCCCGGGCGACCCCAUAAACUCGACGAAUGCCUCGAACUCCACCCUCGACAAUUCCGCCAAACGUCCACUCACCAAGGAGACACCAAAAAACACCGAACCAAAGCAACCGAAAAAGUCCAAAAGAAUCGCGUGCGCCCCGGCGACCUGUUGCUUCUUGUUGAUCUGUGCAAUUCUUGGAUGUCUACUGUCAGCAUUAGUAGCCUAUGGACUGACCAAACAAGCAUUCGACAAUCACGGCUCCGUUCUCCCCUUCGUCCCGGAUCCGAGAUAUAAUUUAACUCGCCCUGAGAAUGCGGCAGAUUAUGAAGACGAUGGGGAGGAAGAAAAUAUUAUUGGUCCAACAUUGGAUGAAAUGCGUCUUCCAAAAGCUAUCAUGCCAAUUUGGUAUAAUCUGACUGUAAAGGUGUAUCUCCCUGGUUUUGUGCCGCUGACCAAAGAAAACAAUUUGACCUACGAUGCCUCGGUCACGAUCAAGAUAAAAGCCAUCGAAGAAACUGAUAAAAUUGUUCUAAACGCUAAGGGGUUGGACCUGGAUUUAAGCCCAGGCAAUUUCCGGGUUAUGGAAGAUCGGCAGCGAGCAAAGCGAGUGCCAAGAGAAACUACAAACUCUACUUUGACGGAAGGAUUCAAUGCAACUGAAAUUGAACAAAAGGAUACCUUGAGUACUACGACUGAAAGAUCGAACCAAAUCCCCGAAGUCAACGGCCCUGUGGAAUCAAAAACCAAGGCCACCAAAAUUAGCUUCAACGAGACGUUAGAACUCUUGACGAUAAAGCUUGGCGAGAAGCUGCCUGUCGGAAAGGAGCUAUACCUCAAGUUUGCACUAACUGCCAAGAUUCGACCGCUGAUGAGUGGCCUCUACUAUAGCACAUACAAAUUGCAAAAUGGAACGGAACGAAUAAUCGCUAUGACUCAAAUGCAGCCAGCUUCGGCGCGGAAGUUUGUACCUUGUUUUGAUGAGCCACAGUUUAAGACGCCUUGGAAAGUGAAGAUCAUUCAUCCUAAAGGCUCUAAUGCCAUUUCUAAUGGUAUUGAGGAAGAGGAGGCGGUUGGUGUACCGGAUUCAAGUGAUUGGGUUUACUCAACAUUCCGCGAGACGCCACCUUUGGCCUCAUAUCUGUUAGCACUUUCCGUCAACGAUUUUGACUAUAUCGAAGGGAAAAGCGAGAGCGGGGUCCGACUCCGAAUCUGGUCUCGACCGUCAGCCAUCAACCAGACCCAAUAUGCGCUCGAAAUUGCUACUAAAGCGUUGGGAUAUUAUGAAAAGUACUACGAUAUUCCGUUCCCGAUGCAGAAACAAGAUAUGAUUGCCGUCCCUGCUUUUGACGCCGGCGCGAUGGAAAAUAUGGGAUUGAUAGCUUAUCGAGAAAGUGUACUUUUGUAUGAUCCAAGGACGUAUCGCUUAACAAAUAAGCAACGUGUUGCCACGACAAUCUGCCAUGAAUUGGCUCACCAGUGGUUUGGCGAUCUCGUCACGAUCAGCUCGUGGAACGACAUUUGGCUGAACGAAGGAUUCGCGACAUUUUUGGAAUAUAAGGCCCUAGAAUAUGCGACGGGAGGAGCCCUGGACAUUGCCACCGCUUUUGAUUUGCGCGAACGAGCGAGGGCUUUCAUGAAGGAUUCCAAAUCCUCGUCCCAUCCGCUUUUCUAUAAUCUGACCACCUAUGAUGAAGUCCAUGGAGCUUUUGAUUAUAUUAGUUAUAGCAAGGGUGCCGCUUUCUUGAAAAUGCUUGAGGGCGUCUUGGGUGAACAAGCUUUCCAGAAAGCUUUACAGAACUAUCUAAAGAGGCAUCUGAAUGGCAAUGCAAAUUCGACGGAUUUGUUCCUGGAGUUGAACGACGCUGUACCAAAAGACCUUCUGGGGUGGGAUGGAAAACGACUUGACGUUGUCGAUUUUGCCGCGAAAUGGACACAGCAGAUGGGAUAUCCAGUCGUCGAAAUUACGCGACUUGAUAAUGCGACCGUUGAAAUUACGCAACGUCGUUUUAAGGAAAAUUCCUUGACGCAUGAAUCUUCUCGGUAUCGCAACGCUCGAUUUUGGUAUAAAUGGGAUGUGCCACUGUGGAUUAUGAUUGAUGGAGAGAUGCAGCCGUUGCAAUGGCUGCAUGAAGCCUACCGUUUGAACGUCACCGAAGAUAAAUUGGUAAUAGUAAACCCGGAAUCAACCGGAUAUUACCGAGUCAAUUACGACCAGCGUGGAUGGGAGGCUAUUCAGCGGCAGCUUGAAGCCGAUCAUACGAAAAUUCCAACCUCCGCACGCCAUCGUUUAAUUGAUGACGCCUUUACUUUGGCAGGAGCGAACCAAUUACCAUACGAGACCGCCUUUAAUAUCACCUCCUACCUCUCGAAUGAAGAAGAAACCCUUCCCUGGAUUGUGGCUAUCCAAGGAUUCCGAGAUGUUUUGAUGAAUUUUGAUUAUCAACCGGACAGUGAGGGGAUCCAGAAAUUUGCCCUUCAACGCCAUGAACCCCUAUUUAACAAAAUCGAUCUGUCAGCAGUUGAUUAUACCGAAGACAAGGAUUUUGCAAAGAGUAUUCUGACGAGUACUGCUUUCGAAAGUUAUUGUGCUCUCAACGCGCCAGCUUGCAUUGAGAAAGCUAAAGAAUUUUUCCAAAAGAAUUUGCUGGAAAGCUGUGCAGCUGAUAAUGCCACCGCUUCUGAGUGUAGCACCGUCCCGGUCCACAUUCGUGACUCCGUAUAUUGCUAUGGAUUGCAAAAUGGGUCACCGGAAGCUUUUGAAAAAAUGAAAAAUCUAACGAUGGCCGAAACGGAGAGCGUCGAGCGCGUUCGUCUCCUCGGAGCUCUGGGAUGUACAAAUAGCCCAUACCUUUUACGAAAAAUUAUUCACGAUGCUUUGAAUGGGUCAAUCAAGGUUGUAGAUACCGAUCUACCCUCAAUUAUGACGACGGCUUCAUUACAACCGGUUGGUCGAUUGGUACUGACUAAUAUGAUGAUGGACAAUUGGAGAGAGUUGUACGAAAAAUUCAAGGAUAGUCAAUUUCUAAUCCGUGAUUUGGUAUUAUAUGGAACUCGUGCAGUCAAUGAACGAGAAAAGCGAGAGCUUGAAUAUUUCCUCCAAAAAUACCCGGGCUCAACGAAACGGAUCAGCCCAUGGCGAGACCUCGUCGAAAAGGCGAAAACAGCAAUGGAAUGGAGUCGAAACCAUCGCAAGCAUCUAGUCGAAUACUUUGCAAAGCAAAAUGCAGCCAAGACCGAGCUA